Messenger RNA from Megalops cyprinoides (Indo-Pacific tarpon), 1323 nucleotides. It is a transcript of the gene paqr8, whose product is annotated as progestin and adipoQ receptor family member VIII. Bases 247 to 1308 code for a protein of 353 amino acids. Gene Ontology annotation, biological process: response to steroid hormone. The transcript has 2 exons. The record is from RefSeq and is a predicted model, not a curated record. Gene Ontology annotation, molecular function: nuclear steroid receptor activity; steroid binding. Lineage: Eukaryota; Metazoa; Chordata; Actinopteri; Elopiformes; Megalopidae. Gene Ontology annotation, cellular component: plasma membrane.
UCUACCAUUUCUGCUGGAUCAGAUUUACAGGUGUGUCGUCGAAACGGGGAGAGACAACACAGCUGGAGGGAUCCACCCCUGUCCCCACACCCGCUCCCACUCUUCCAUUUGCCUCCCUCUCACUGUCCCACUGUCCCACCCGCUGUCCCUUCUCUGUCCCCAACUCCUACUGUCCCAUCCACUGUCCCCUCACUGUGCCAGCUCUCCCUCUGUCCCCUCUCUGUCCUUCCUGGGGUCGCUCUCGCCAUGUCCAGUGCAGCCCUGGAGCGUCUCAGCACCCUGUCGCUGAGCGUGCAGCAGCUGGUCCGCCUGCCCCGGCUCCUGGACGCCCUCCCCUCCCCCCCCUCCCAGAGGGGCACGGUGCGGGCGUCGGACGUGCCCAGCCUGUUCCGGGAGCCCUACAUCCUGACAGGCUACCGGCCGGUCGGGCAGAGCUGGCGCUACUACCUCCUGAGCCUCUUCCAGAGGCACAACGAGACUCUGAACGUGUGGACCCACCUGGUGGCGGUGCCGGCGGUGCUGCUGCGCUUCUGGGCCCUGGCGGGGGCGCGGGGCGUGACGCUGGACGUGGCCUCGCUGCCCCUCGCCCUCUAUGUGCUGUCGGCCCUCACCUACCUGAGCUGCAGUGUGGCCGCCCACCUCCUGCAGUCUCACUCGGAGCUGGCCCACUACACUCUCUUUUUCCUGGACUACGUGGGCGUGUGCGUCUACCAGUACGGCUGCUCCCUGGCGCACUACUUCUACAGCUCUGAGCGCGCGUGGCGGGACAGCCAGGUGGGGGCGCUGUUCCUGCCCGGCGCCGCAUUCCUCGGCUGGCUCUCCUGCGCCGGCUGCUGCUUCGCCAAGUUCCGCUACCGCCGGCCGUACCCGCUGUGGCGGAAGGUGUACCAGCUGAUCCCCACGGGCCUGGCGUACGUGCUGGACAUCAGCCCCGUGGCGCACCGCCUGGCCACCGGCUCCUGGGCCGAGCCGGCGCUCACCUUCCACGCCCUGCAGGUGGCCUUCUUCCUGCUGGCCGCCUUCUUCUUCUCCUGCCCCGUGCCCGAGCGCUUCCUCCCGGGCCGCUGCGACAUCGUGGGCCACGGCCACCAGGUCUUCCACGUCUUCCUGUCGCUCUGCACUCUGUGCCAGCUGGAGGCGGUGUUCGAGGACUACCUGUCGUGCCGGGACGCCGUGGCGCGGGUGCACGGGGAAGGGCGCCUCCUGCUGGCCUGCGGCUCCUUCCCCGUGCUGGUGCUCUGCAGCGCGCUGACCGCGGCGGCCCUGCGCCGGAGCGUAAAGAGGAGACUGAAGGUCAGGCAGGAGUAAAGGAGGAGGAGGAGA